GUGUAGCCAGUGCCGACCUCUACCACGUGUAUCGAUCUCGGUGGCCUGCUGGCUUCGCGGUAACCCAGACUGCAUGGUCCAUCAGCCCAGUGCCUUGCGCUUACAAACCCAGAUGGCCACUCCCCCCUCUGCCUCCAAGGGAUAAGCUCGGAGGUGCCGGACACUUGCGCCGACCGUGGUUACGCAGGAGAGCGGCUCUUGCCCAUCCAGUGAGUCGCACCCACGCUGGCAAACGUCGUAGCACAGGCCUGCCCUUGUAACCAUCUAUUGAUCCAGUCGUGCCACACGUAGUUGGACCCAAAUGCGCCACAUGCACGUGUUCAACGAAGAAGACCUCGUCGGGAUCGACAUCCUUCGUGGAAUUCCUGUCGAUGUUUGGAAACCAGACCCGCAAUGCGACCGAUGCAACGCAUGCGUCAAAAAGUUCCGGACGCUCUACCGGCGCAAACACCACUGUCGCGUGUGCGGUGAGAUCUACUGCUUCAAGUGCCUACAGCUGCGCUACGUCCGCAUCCCGUGGGUCGGCGUCGCCCUCACCACCGUGUGCGUGUGGUGCUGCGAGCAACAAGCUGCGAGCCAGCAUCCCAAGUCGUCGUCAUCCGGUGCUUGUCUUCGGCAGAAACCAAUGUCGCCGCUCGGAUCGUCCAUCACAGCGUCUUCCUUUCAGCACGGCGACAGAGACCACCAUCACCACCCGUUGCAAUCGACACAAAGCAGUCUUUGCCACGAACGACAGACCAGGCGGCGCAGUACUGGCCUACAAGUCGUCUUGGAUGGCUCCGUGAGCCUACCGCCAGCAAUGACGACAGCGCCAGCGAUCUCCCCUAUCAGCGUCCUCUCGACACCGGCGACUGCUCGCGCCGGUCGUCAGCCAGACCAACUCGACCAUACGCUCAAUAGGCUCUGCUUGGCGACGCAAUGCAGCUACGGCGUCAUCCUUCAGCGAUCGGGAACUUCGUUCCGGAUUUUGGCGCAGCGAGGAAGCCCCCACAACCCUGCAGGCAAAGACAGCUCUGCGCUUCUUCGCCUGUUCUUGGCCGAACCGCGUCCGACGUGCUGGAAUCCAUUGAUCGACCAGGCACACUUUUGCGGCGCGGCGCCGCUGGUGGACAUGGCCAUCGGCGAACACGUGGGAUGCGUCGGUGUGAUGGACCUCAAGCCUCGCAACCCCGCAUCCUUCGCUUACCUACGCGGCGUCCUCCACGACCACGCGAGGAUCGCCAUGGACCAGCUCAAGCAACUCCAGCACCAGAACCUGUCCAAGAAACUCAUUUCCAUUCGAUCGCGCAACCACUCGGCAGUGUCGUCGGCGGGCGCCAACCCACUCACCCAAGUGCCGACUGGCAACACCACUCGACGUUAUUAAGUUAUACUUUGCCGAAUCCAGUUUUCUCCUGUA
This is a messenger RNA of Aphanomyces invadans, 1399 nucleotides long. RefSeq lists its product as hypothetical. The record is from RefSeq and is a predicted model, not a curated record. The coding region runs from base 302 to 1366 and encodes 354 amino acids. The transcript has 2 exons. Lineage: Eukaryota; Oomycota; Saprolegniomycetes; Saprolegniales; Verrucalvaceae. Gene Ontology annotation, molecular function: metal ion binding.